Molecule: messenger RNA, 2625 nt
Organism: Thunnus maccoyii (southern bluefin tuna)
Lineage: Eukaryota; Metazoa; Chordata; Actinopteri; Scombriformes; Scombridae
Gene: cart4
Product: cocaine- and amphetamine-regulated transcript 4
Exons: 4
Coding region: 664-996 (110 amino acids)
Biological process (GO): cellular response to starvation; positive regulation of MAPK cascade; G protein-coupled receptor signaling pathway
Molecular function (GO): neuropeptide hormone activity
Source: RefSeq, a predicted model, not a curated record
AAGCAGAAAAUCUGCAGAGAUGUUGAGAACAAGUGAUUCAUUCCAUAUCACAUGUGUUAUUUGAUCAGUUUUUAAAUAAAAUGUAUUGAUUGGAGCAGCUUUAUCUGGUGAUUACAGUCUUUAAACAAUCAAUAGAUGUUAUUUUGAAUGAUUAUUAUCCACCUGAUGAGACGAUAUUUCCAUAUGACGGACAGUCGGCUCCUCUGUGAGCUUUAUAACCUUCAGCUGUGAGUCAGAGUUUGACCUCUGACCUCUGCACAACAACACGCCGGUCCGCAGAGUGUUUUCAAUGUAAACAUCUGAGCAUCGACCUGUUUAAUAUUUAACCGCAACAGGUGCAUCAUCAAUCACAGGAAAACACAUCCACACACUUUUAUCUGAUGUGUUGAAUACAUGAAUAACGUGUGGCAGCCGCUGAGGCAUCACUCCGCAGGAGGAGGAGACACCUAUAAAUACAGGAGGAGGAACGAAGCGCGCAGCAGAAGAAGAACUCAGCUCACAGGGGAAGGAAAAACAACAUCAGUACAAACUAGAACAACAAAGAGAAACAGACUCUGGAGCUGAAAUUAGACAACAAAGAAGAAGAAAUCAGAAUAUUUCUAUAAUAUUCUUGUAGGAUCUUAAAUUAUUUCUGUGUUUAAUCGUUUUUUAACGUUUUCUGUGAUGGAGAGCGUGCGAGCCGUCGUCUACCUGUCCGUCUGUCUGUCCGUGCUGACAUCACUCUGUCAGGGUCAAAGGUCAGCCGACAGCCAACUGCCGUCUGCACCUGACGAGCCGACCCUCGGAUUCACAACCAGAGAGCUGGCUGAAGCUCUGCAGGGUUUCCUGGAUGAAGCUGAAAACAGAGUCGGUCUCUCUGUGGAGAAGAAAGCCAGCGUCAUUCCCCGGUGUGAUGUCGGCGAGCGAUGUGCAAUGAAACACGGACCUCGUAUCGGCCGACUGUGCGACUGUCUGAGAGGAACGGCCUGCAAUACCUUCUUCCUGCGCUGCUACUGAACACACAAACACAUUUAUACUUCUGUACUUGUGAGGACAUCAUCCAUUCUCUAACCUGAACCCUAAAACCAAGUCUGAACCCUCAAACGGCUCUUUAGAGAAGAACUGAGGAUCAAACAAACUGACCCCACUGUUGAGGUCUGAAGGUUCGGUCACACCAGCGAAAUUAAUCUGCGAGUCUUCGCAAAAUAUUUGGUUGGAGGAGCUUUGAGACAUGCAGACUACUCGCAGGGUUAGCUGGUGUAGCUGGUGAGCUAAUCGCUAACGCACUAACCCAGCUUGUCUCUAUUUUCUCUCUUCUGUUCUGUUUACUUCCCCCUGACAUUUGUUCACCAUUGUUCAUGAUUUUGUUCAAUAAAAAGUUAUUGACGAGGGAAAAUAAAACGCACCAAGCUAAUGAGGUUGCUAUAGGUCAGUUAACAAAUUUACUGAAAACCAACUGCUAACAUUCACUAACAGUCGUGGAUGGAAACAAGUAUUCAUUCUUAUUAUUUUUCUGAUUUUCUGGAAAUUUAGUUAAAACUUUCAUCACAUUUGGAUGCAAACUUCAACACCUGCUGGGUCAUUGACUACUCGCAGAGUAUGUUAGCUAACUGCUGUAGCUGACAAGCUAACUCUUAGCAUCACUCAGUCUCAUUAGCUUCUCUCUAUUUCCUCUCUACUGUUCUGUUUACUUCCUCCUGAUGUUUUGCCCAUGAUUUUGUUCAAUAAAAACUUAUUGAAGAGGGAAAAUAAAGUGCUCCGAACGAACGAGCUUGCUAACAGUCAGUUAGCAAACUCAUUAUCUUAGCUUGGUUGCUAACAGAAUAUUUUCACAGUUUAAAAAGACAUUUGUACCAUCGAUUCCUGUCUCCUAACUGUCUGUAAAACAAAUACUAACACAGAGGCUGUCAAAUAAACUGGAUGUUAGCAACACAGCUAACUGAUUAACUGCGAUAGCUUCCUCCGUUUUGGACUCUCCGUCCACUCGAAGGUCAGUACUGUCAGAGCGACUUGUUAUCAGUCAAGUUGCAAAUUUGCAACUUCACCAAAGUUGAGCUCAAAAGCUUAAAAGAUGCAAAAAAUUAUGCUGAUUUUCUUCCCUCCUGCAUUUUUCCAUUUUUAAUUCUGGUGUGACCGAGUCUUUAAACUGGUCCUCACAAAUAUAGAAGUACACACACUCUCACACACACACACCUGUCUCACCUGGAUGUCUCUCGCUUCCCUUCUGCAUGUUUCUGUCUUUGUUUUGAAGUUUCAGUGUCUAUCCCUCAGAUUCAUUUAUUUUUGUUAAAUAAAGAUUCUUCAUAAAGCUGCACGGCUCCAAUGAAUUCCUGUUUUCCAUCAAUUUACAAUAAACAGGGGACUUUUUUCCCCCUGAGAUUAGUCUGUCAGGUAACUCCUUUCUUAGUGUCUGCUUGUAAUCUAAAGCAUCUGAUUGGUGGAGCUUGCUGAGGUGGUACACAGCCUGCAAAUGUCUGUUCAGUGCAAAAUGUUGCCAAUUUAAUUCAGCGUUCAGGUGCUCUACAUAGGUGAACAUCAGUAAAGGGUUCAGGGAAGCUCAUGAAGUCAUUAAGAUCCAGCGGUGGAAGAAGUAUUUACAUAAAGUAUAGAGCAGUGAUGUGUGAGCAGUCGCUGCUUCUUGAAGUA